AUGAGGGGCAGAGUAAGAAUAGAAAUCGAACAUCAUGAUGAGAAUUCUUUUCACACGACCUACCGGGUCGAGAGAUACAUGGAAUAUGCCAAAGAAGUAGAAAGAAAACUGCAAAGGCAUAUGCAGGAGAAGGACAUACCCUGGGAAUUGAAAACAAACCCAGGGCCACCAAAGGGCUGCUCGCCUUUCUGGAACUGCAAGGGUUGGUUCACCACCACCGAAGGUGAGAAGGUGCGCUAUCCUCGCUUGGGUUCCUUUGAGGUCUUUGUAGUGGUGCAACCCGGCUUUGCGCCAAAGACCUCUGGGCUCCCAGAUGUCCUCCAGGUCUGGUCCAAGUUGCAGCUUGGAUGCGGUUUGCCACGUUUUGCAACUGAAGCGGAUUUUUGUGGAUGGUGCCUCAAAGCCAGGCAGUCACGGAAAUGGCCAGAUCCGGAGCGAUUGGCAUCGUCAGUGGCUGAACUCCUCUCUGCCGCAGUGGAUGGACAGGAGGUGGGCGAGGAGAUUCGUGAGAUCAAGGGACGCGUGUCUCAAGGUCCCAAGGUCCAGCCACCAUUGACCUCCAUCCAUCCGCCCAUGUUCUUUGGUUUGACGCCCCGUGGUGGCACCCCCACCCCAGUAGAAGUCCGUGUCGCCGGCGAUCGCAGCCGUUCCAUCUCGCCCCGGCCCUCCUCGGCCUUCGAGCACCGCGCCAUACGGGCGGCGUCGCCCACGCGACGGCCCAGCUCGGCACAGCAGAUUAGAUCCGUUGAUGCGAGCCUACCAGCGUCGCAGCAAACAUCAACUGCAGAUGUCCAGAGGCUUGGCCGCAAAGCAGCACCAGAUUUGUGGGAUAGGGCGGCCCGGCCGCCGGAGCCCGUGAAGGCGCUAGAGAUGCCGCCAGAGGACCGCGGCGGCGACUCGGCGCCGCCCUCCUUCCGGCCCGACGGCACCGCGGGGACGACGGCAGGCAACGAGACCACGUCGAUGACACAGCAGACGGGACAUGAUCCCUGGGAUGAUGACUUCGAGGACGAAACUACCGAGUCACACCCCCAGCGGACAGCAGCCUCGGCAGCCACGCCAGCACUCACAGUGCCCGUUGGGCCAUCGGCAUUAGCUGUGCCACCCUCUUCAUCUCCACCGUCUGCAUCACCAUCAUCUGCUGGAUCCGCCACGCCUUCCAACAAACGGCACCUGGAGGAUUUGGCAAAGCGCCUGGUGCAGAAAUAUGGCAUCGCGGCGAAGCCUACGGAACUGCUGAAGCGGCCGGGUCAACCUUGGACUCCUGAGGCCUUGCUGGACUUGAACGAGUUCAAGAGCAAGUUGUAUCACCUCGGAGUUUUUAGUGAUCCGUACGGCGGCUUCAACUUUGCAGGGCUGUUCAAAGAGAUGGCCGAGCACACGGAUAGAGCCAGUCUUGAAGACUUAAUCGACGGCCUCCAGCCCUUCUUCGAGGAUGAUGUUGGGACUCCAAGCGAGUCACCAAAGGCUAGCGUUUCAGCCAGCCCUGUCAGCGAAGAGGUUCCUGCAGGGAGGCAGACCCCUGCAGUCGAUGACUAUGGCGAAGAUGAGUUUGAGGAUGAGGAGCCAGUGGCUGUUCCAGCUGCUGUUCCGGCAAAGGUGCCAGCCCCAGCUGCAGUUGCGGUGCCUGCGCCUAUGCCAGCACAGCCACCUGCGCCUUCAGCGGCUUCCGUGUCGCAGCCAAAGGACACUAGCGAUUAUGGGGAAGAAGACUUCGAAGAUGAGGAAUCAUCAGCUCCAGCUCCAGCUCGAGCCGCCACACCUUCACAGCCUGCGCAGCCUGCGCAGCCGCAAGCUGCAGCUCCAGCGACUCAGGCUCAGGACAUUGCCAGCGACUACGGCGAAGACUUCGAAUCUGAGGAGCCGCCUGCGCUGCCUGCGGCGUCCCGGCCAGCUCCAGCGCAGCCACCGCAGCCAGCGAAGCCGGCGCCCAAGGACUUCGAUUCCAGGAUGGAUUCAGAAGACGUGAGCGUUGCACUGGACGAGGAUGAAAGGAUCAGCGUGGCAUCGCCAUCGCGAUCGGCAUCCGAACAAGGUGGGGGAAUGAAGCACUAUCAGACGGAUGACUUCGAUGAAGUUGCUUCAGAGGAUGAGGAGGAGGAGGAGAUCGCAUUUUCGCCUCCAAGACCUGUGUCCCCCCCAAAGCCUGCCGCACCAGCGGCCAUGCCGCCGAGCGGGCCUCCAGCCAUGGCAAUGCCACCAUCGAUGCCACCAGAAUUUGGUAUGGUAUCAAUGGACCAGUACGACGAGCCCUUUGAGGUGCAGAGUGACAUGGCAGAAAGUAUCUCCGAUGAUGGUCCAAUCUACGCUGACAAGGUGAGCGAAGGCUCAGGGCAGCAUGACUACGCGGAGAAUUUCGACAACUACAGCGAUGGCAUUGAAGAGGUGCCGGAGGUGGAUUCCGAAGGUGAA
Cladocopium goreaui is the source of this 2412-nucleotide messenger RNA. NCBI's taxonomy places the organism in Eukaryota, Dinophyceae, Suessiales, Symbiodiniaceae. The record is from the annotation of a GenBank genome assembly.